Molecule: messenger RNA, 1032 nt
Organism: Colletotrichum scovillei
Lineage: Eukaryota; Fungi; Ascomycota; Sordariomycetes; Glomerellales; Glomerellaceae
Exons: 2
Coding region: 1-1032 (343 amino acids)
Biological process (GO): ribosomal large subunit biogenesis
Cellular component (GO): preribosome, large subunit precursor
Source: RefSeq, a predicted model, not a curated record
AUGGAGCACUCAAACGCCUCUUCUCACUUCAAGCUCUCAGCAACCUCAUGCGGCACCUGCGCCCCCCUCACCGCGGAGCAGCACGCCGCCGUCGUCUCCACACAACCGGCCGCCGCUCCGGACAAGGUCGGCCCCACAGCGGAUUCCGAUUCAUCGUCUUCAUCUGCUUCUGAUGCUGAUCUGAGCGAUGCCGAUGACGAUGACGAUGAGUUCAUUCCGGAAGAAUGCUUAUUCUGCAAUACCACCUCGGAUUCUCUGGAUGAUAAUGUCGCGCAUAUGCAUAAAGCGCAUGGCAUGUUCAUCCCCGACAAAGAGAAGCUCAUCGUCGACGUUGAGGCGUUGGUGAAGUACCUCCGCCUCGUCGUCUUCGGAUAUCGCGAGUGUCUGCAGUGUGGAACGCAAAGACGGACGGCUGCUGCGGUACAACAGCAUAUGAUCGGAAAAGGCCAUUGCCGCUUCGACAUCACAGCGGAGGAGUCGGAGUUUCGAGACUUUUACGAGCAGUCUUCGGACAGUGGGGAGCAGAGCUCAGGAGGAAAGGACACUAAGAGGGCCAUUGCAGAUGCACUGGAAGAACGCGGAUCGAUCCAUCUACCAGCUGGUAAACAGGUCUCUCACCGUUCUGCACCGGGGUCAUCGAGACCUCGCAACAGGGUCGGCGCCAAUACCGACACUACUGGCUCGGACAACCUCGUCACUGAAGGCUCCUCAGGUAUCAACGAGUCAGAAGCGAGCUUUCAGCUAACAGCUCCAUCUGGGCCCGGUAAGAAAUUCGAUACGAAAGCCCUGACGCGCGCCGAGAAGCGCGACGUUAUCUUUGAGACGCAGCUUUCCCACUUGAGCAUCAAUGACCGCUCUGCGCUUGCGCAUCUGUCGUCUGCCGAGCAGCGGAGCGUCUUGCUGACGAAGCAGAAGCAACUGGACAAGGCGGAGAAGGCAGCUAGGAGGCUUCAGACGAGGUUGGAGAUGAAGGCGAAUAAGACAGGGCAGGGGAACUUUGUGAAUGAUGUUCCUGGACGAAAGAAUGGUUGA